AUGUAUGACCCUUUCUACGCAUGCGCAGUUCAUCAAAACUCAACACUGACGUUCUGUGUGUAAACAACCGUCAAGACCUUUAAACAGUCAGCUGUCACCGAGACACCGAGCGACCACACUGCCGGCUGUUUCAGACUGUUGCACUCAGAGCUAUCAUGCAGCAUGACACCGCCACGACCUCGCCUGUGUUUCUCUGCUCUAAAAGAAGACCCUCCCUGAUAUCCACCUGCAACGUCCCUCCUGAAAACUUUGCUGAGACGCUGCCGACGGAAAUGAGCGUGAAGAUCUUUGGCGAGCUGGACACUGAGAGUCUGUGCAGCGCCGCGCUGACCUGCAGGCUGUGGCGCGACAUCAUCGAGGAGAGCGAGCAGGUGUGGAGGAGGCAGUGUCUGCUGGUCAGAGCCGUCUGCCAGAGGGAGGUCGACAGCGACAGGAGGGACGGACUGUCCUGGAAGGUCACUCUGGUGAAGAACUACAACCGUAGCUGCUAUAAGAGAGACUGGCUGAGGGGACGGUACAGCCAUGUGCGCUCAGCGGAGGAGCUGCGAGGCAGGAAGAUGACGCCACUGGACGCUGAAACCUGGGGAGAAAUCCUACAGGCCGAGCUGGACAGAUGACUGACAGAAGCCGAAACAUUUAAUUUUUUUUUUAAAGCACCCUUUUAACGCUAAUAUAUUUCGUGGUUUUGUGUUUAUGCAAAUACACACAAAAAGUUGUAAAUAAUUUUAUUUUUGUUGUACUUUUUUUAAGAAAAAAAGGAUCAUGGAGAAAAUGAAACAUUGACAUCAGUGGGUAAAUUAUCUGUUACAAUUAAGUUUCAAUCCUGUGAUGUCAAAUUGACUGAGAUGCAAUAAAUGAAAUUCUUGCAGUUGGCUAAUAUAAAGUUUAAUUUUGAUGUCUAUUAAAAUAUUUUUGUAUUGA
This is a messenger RNA of Eleginops maclovinus (Patagonian blennie), 921 nucleotides long. Its product is annotated as F-box only protein 48. NCBI's taxonomy places the organism in Eukaryota, Metazoa, Chordata, Actinopteri, Perciformes, Eleginopidae. Bases 156 to 617 code for a protein of 153 amino acids. The transcript has 3 exons. Gene Ontology annotation, biological process: SCF-dependent proteasomal ubiquitin-dependent protein catabolic process. Gene Ontology annotation, cellular component: SCF ubiquitin ligase complex. The record is from RefSeq and is a predicted model, not a curated record. Gene Ontology annotation, molecular function: protein binding.